CUCGGUGGUGCUCGAGCCCCGCGGCGGUUUGUGGCCGGUGUGUGUGUGUGUGUGUUUCUCUCUUCAGGAGGACGACUUACUUCCAAUUAUCCUCUCGCACACAACGAUUUUUCCUCCCGUUUUCAGAGUCCCCGGGAGCCGAGACCUCCACGGCCUACCGCGGGACCGUGUCACGGACUUUAUUCGCCCGCGAGUUUCUUUUCUGGGGAAUUUAUCGCGUCCCUCGGCGAGCUAAGCUAGGCAUCGAGCUCCCGAGCUAAUACUGGAUUUGCGCAAAUUCUCCGCGCACGAAAGUUGCACAGAGGAACAAAUAACUUCUUUCUCCCGGAUAAAUUCACUCGGAAUUACCUCUGAAGUCUUUUUCGGUCCGGAGGGCUUGAUGAGAAGAAGAUAAAGGCCACCGUUACCUCAGCGAAGCUAACGCGCUAAUAUGAAGUUAGCCAGCUAACGCUGUGGUACGCAAGAAAACACCCUCCGCGGGAGCGCUGUAUAACGCUUACAUGGUUUUGACAGUUAAAAGCUUGCAAAUGUCGGGCUGAUUAGGUUUUUGAGCUUUUGUUGUCGUAGUGAAACGUUUAUCUGUCUUGGGGAGUGGUGGCUUGACGAUAUGUCCUGCAUACUUCAUCCAAACCCACUCGCGAUAUUAAUCUUCAUUAGGGUUUAACAUUUGCAUCAGUGCCCGUUAAUACAGAAGUCGUUGCCUGUUAAUCUAGAAACGCAUGUCACACGGCGAGCAGUCUUAUUUCUGCGGGGAGUAUAGAUUAGCUGGUCCAACAGGUUACUAACGUUAUAUAUUAGCGUUACUGGCUUGUUUUUUUGAUCAGGCCUAUGGUUGUGAAGGGGGAUGAGGAUGAAUUGUGUAGGGAACGAGGUGUAACGGGUCAAGUUGUGGACUGUCAUCUUAAAAAACUGAUUUGUAUGGAAUUGGGCAGCUGGUUUGGCAUCAUGGGGGUCUCGCAAGGGGUCAUGAAGUCGUCUACAUAGUGUCUAACUAGUCAUUUCGACGUUAUGUAGUCGGUCAGCAGGAGAGCUCUGUCUUUUCUUAAAGUUUUUCGUGUUGCUAUGUGCGUUGUUCUCCUGCUAAUUCGUUAAAAAGAUCGGAGAGUUGGAGCAAAGGGCCAGUCUGGAUCAAGAAACCCUGUCUUUCGUCUCUGGUUGGAGUAGCACUCCCAAGCCAUCCUCAAUGCCUUCAGCGCUGGCCGUGUUCACCUGCCGCCCGAAUUCCCACCCGUUUCAGGAACGCCACGUCUACCUGGAUGAGCCGGUCAAGAUCGGGCGCUCCGUGGCCCGGUGUCGCCCUGCCCAGAACAACGCCACCUUCGACUGCAAGGUGUUGUCCAGGAAUCACGCUCUGGUGUGGUUCGACCACAAGACAGGAAAGUUCUAUCUGCAGGACACCAAAAGCAGCAAUGGCACCUUCAUCAACAGCCAGCGUCUGAGCCGAGGGUCGGAGGAGAGUCCUCCCUGUGAGGUGCUCUCCGGGGACAUCAUUCAGUUUGGGGUGGAUGUGACGGAGAACACCCGGAAAGUCACUCAUGGCUGUAUAGUGUCGACCAUCAAGCUCUUCUUACCAGAUGGCAUGGAAGCUCGGCGGCGAUCAGAUGUUGUUCCAGCACCGCUGCCACUGGCUAUUGAUAAGGUGUCCGCAAAUACCCCCAGCAUGUAUUCUCAGGAACUGUUUCAGCUCUCCCAGUACCUGCAGGAGGCCUUACACAGAGAGCAGAUGCUGGAGCAGAAGCUGGCCACUUUACAGAGGCUGCUGGCCAGCACACAGGAAGCAUCAGAGAGCAGCUGGCAGGCUUUAAUCGAUGAAGACCGGUUGCUCUCUAGAUUGGAGGUGAUGGGGAAUCAGUUGCAAGCAUAUUCGAAAAACCAAACAGAAGACGGUAUCCGAAAGGAGCUUGUAGCCUUAACGGAGGACAAACACAAUUACGAGACGACAGCCAAAGAGUCCCUGAGGCGGGUCCUUCAGGAGAAAAUCGAGGUGGUCAGGAAGCUGUCGGAGGUGGAGAGGAGUUUGAGUAACACAGAGGACGAGUGCACACACCUGAGAGAGAUGAACGAACGCACGCAAGAGGAGCUCAGAGAACUCGCCAACAAAUACAACGGAGCAGUCAAUGAAAUUAAGGAUCUCACCGAAAAGAUCAAGUUGGCAGAGGGCAAACAUGAGGAGCUCACUCAGAAAGGCCUGAGUGAGAAGAAAGAGCUACAGCUGAAGAUCGAAGAGAUGGAGGAGAAAGAGCAGGCGCUUCAAGCUCGAAUCGAAGCUCUGCAGGCGGACAACGACUUCACGAAUGAGAGACUAACGGCCCUGCAAGUCCGGUUAGAACAGCUGCAGGAGAAAAGCAUAAAGGAAAACAACAGUUUAGACCACUUUCUUUUAAAGAGUGGAGGAGACUGCACUUUAAUCCAACAGUACAUUGAGUGUCAAUCGGUGAGGCAGCUGAAGGAAGCGGUGGACUCAUCCAUUAACAAGCUGUCCAACUUUGACGAAGUCAUUGAUGCACAUCUUCAGAAUAACCAGACGACCGUGGACAACAGCUUGCCCAGUCCAGACAGGCUUAAAGAAAACCAAAUAGACGCUAAAGAGUGUGAUAUGUCAGAUACUCUGAGCCCCAGCAAGGACAAAAGCAGUGACGACACGUCAGACGGACAGAUGGAUGAACAAGAACUGAAUGAGCCCCAGAACAGGGUUUCUCUUCUGAAAGAAAUGGACAGGAACCUGGAAGCUGGAGACACUGAGCAGGUCAUUCCCCACCUCCACCGAGAGCUGCAGGAGGCCCAGGAGCUCGCCAACACCGGCAAACAGAAAUGCCUCGAGCUGCAAGCCCUGCUGGAGGAGGAGAGGAGAACCAACAGACAGCAGACUGAAGAAUCUGCUAAACAGAUCCGCUUCUUACAGACUCAACUGGCGAAGCUCCAGUCUGAUAUGGAGGCUUUGCGCGUGCAGAGAGAAAACACCAUCACCACCACCCGUGAGGAGCUCUACAACGCAGAGGAGAUCCUGGUGCUCCGGCACGCCAUGGAGGCCGCCACGCGAGCGCGAGAGAUCGCCGCCCUGCAGGGAGACCUGAGCGUCGUCACCGCCGAACUGGACAAGUGGAGACAGACGGCAGCCAAGUAUGAAGUGGAGAUCAGCAACCUGCAGGCCAGCUUCCAGCUCCAGAGCCAGCACCAGGAAAGAGCUAGUCGGCUCCAAGGUGAAUUGGAGAAGCUUCAGGGCGAGUGCUCCAGUCUGCAGAAUGAGUGUGACGGUCUGCGGGCCGAGAAGACGGCCCUGAAGCAGAAGCUCCACAGACUAGAGGAAGAGCUCGACAGCUCCAGAGAGAGCGCGACGUUGAGCAGCAACCUGAACGCUUUGGAGAAAUCAGGCGACCUGGAGAAUAAACUGGGCUCAAUACAAGACCAGCACCUGCAGGAUGCUAGCAAGCUGAAGAUCCAGCUGGCUCGCGAAGGUCGCACCAGAGACCUGCAGAAAGAGUACGACGACACUCAGAACCUGCUGUCAGAUCUGCGUCAGAGGUAUGAGCAGACGGAGCAGGAGAAACGCUCCAUCAACGACGAGCUUGAACAGUGCAAGGUCAACCUCAAACUCCUGCAGGAGAAGGGCAGCAAUAGCGGAUGGAUGCCCUGGAUGCCGGUGGUCGCCGCCGUGGUUGCCGUGACAGCAGUGGUGCUUUACCCCAACUUGUCCAAGAGCUCCUCUUGAGAACCAAUCAGAACACUCAUCUCUACCACUUCCUGUUCCCAGCACGACCCUCUGUCCAAUCCCAACGUUCGGCCUAAACCCCGAACGCGUUACCUCUCGUUUUCGACAAUAUGGCCCCACGUCUGUGUAAAAUGCAAAUGUAUAUAGUAUAGAAAGAAAGAGGGAAUAAAGUUGUAACGCAUAUUAUAGAAUAAAUAAUCUAUCGGCAUUUCUUUUGCUCACUCGGAUGGGAAUUUUGAUGAUUAAAAUGGCCUAAACUAGGUCUUCGCUUUCGUUUUCUUGAACGGGUGCCGCGUUUUCUCUUAGCAAGCUUUCGUUUUUUUCUGAUUGUGGUUUGCCAUCUCAGAUGUGGUACAGCCAAAUGAGGAUCUGAACUCUAGGGCACAGAGGGGCGAAGUGCCUACUUUAAAUACUACUAGGACUAGUUCACAUUCAAGUGCCACUCACGCAGCGUCUCAUCAAUUCGAACGCUUAAAAAAGUCGUCGUCUCAAUUUUCACGUCUGUGCUGUUAUUGUGCGUUCGAGCCGACAUGCUUCUAGCACAGUGAUGUCUCGUUCUCUGUGGCUGUUUCUCUUGUGUCAUGUAUUAUAAGCAAAACGUUCACGUCGGAGACACUACAAGCAUCCAGCUGAUUUUGAAAUUCGAUGUGUCAGGAUUGCGCUCGCGCCAAAAAGGAUUGUAGCUUUUUACCAAGACACUGUCCUGCUGUUCGGACUGAGAUGCGGAGCACUUUGAGUUCGUCUCCUACAGUACCUCCUGAUAAAGGCUCGGGGAUUUUGCUGCCUUACGUGUUACAUAGGUUACUUUUUACGGAGGAUGCGAAGAGUUUCAAAUGAAUGGGGAAGGUUUGUUCUCGGGCGAGGGCCAAUCGGUUCGAGGGAAGACGAAUUAACCAAUGAUGUGUUUGGUGUGUGGUUCACGUUUGUCUGCCGUGCUGUAAAUAAACCGUCGUGGAGCAAAAAAAAAAAGCCGUUUCAACGCGUCGAGGACUUCGUUUUUGCAUCUUUUCGUUUCGUUUCAGCCGCAACAGAAAUCCACCGAACGCUUCGACGUGGAUUCGACCGCGAAUGCAAAAAAAAAAAAAAAAGCAAAAAAAAAGCAAAGCUAGCACAGAAAAAGGAUAGCUUUAAACGGAUCUCUUGCAUCGAAAACGUUUUUGGGUUGUUUUUUUGGUCUUUAAGCAUGAGUUUUUUUAAUUUCCUAAAUCCGCUUGGGACAUCGUCCUACACGUCGGAAGAAUGCUCACAGGCCGUCUGUAAAUAUGUAUGUAUGAAUGUUUGUGUGUAAAUAUGUUAUAGUCACGAAAUAAACAUCGGAUAUAAAUGAUCUCGGUCACGUCUAAUUUGCUGCUGAAGCCGGUUUUUAGGAUAUGAUGCGUUGGCCGUUUCCUGUUCUUUAAAUUGAGAUGAAAGUCAAGUUUAGUUUAGUUUUGUAGAUGCGUUUCUACCUUCGUUUCGGCUCGGAAACAUGCAGUUCUUGCAAAAACAAAAUUAAAAUAUUGCUUUUAAGUUGUGGAACUCGUUAACGAUAGCAAAGAUUGGAAGGAAGGAGUAGACGUAAGUUUAAACGGGUCGUAGCUGAACCUAUCAAGGCUGGUUUUCUGCAAGCAUACAGUUUGUGUUUUGGUUUCUCUGUCGGUUGACAGCGGUGGAAUAAAGUUUCUCGCGUCUCGGCUAAACCUAGGCCUUUAUGGAAAAAGAUCUCUUUAAGCUGGUCACCAACCAAGUCCGUACAGUACAGCACACUGCCUGUAUAUAUUUUUAGUCCUAAAUAUUGCUUUCGAGGGGGUUUUUCUUGAACCGAGAGCUCGGAGUCACACUUUUUUUUUUUUUUGUUUGGUUUUGAACGUCAAAGAUAAGUUCAAUGUCGAAAUUAUAUUUUGUAAAGACAUACAACGAUAUAACGGUUUCUGGAAUACAGAAAGGGUAUUUGCACUAACAAGUGUGAUGUGCAUGACUUCAAUAAAACGACUUCACUUUC
This is a messenger RNA of Puntigrus tetrazona (Sumatra barb), 5690 nucleotides long. It is a transcript of the gene slmapa, whose product is annotated as sarcolemma associated protein a. Gene Ontology annotation, molecular function: protein binding. The record is from RefSeq and is a predicted model, not a curated record. Gene Ontology annotation, biological process: regulation of membrane depolarization during cardiac muscle cell action potential; regulation of voltage-gated sodium channel activity; protein localization to plasma membrane. Lineage: Eukaryota; Metazoa; Chordata; Actinopteri; Cypriniformes; Cyprinidae.